AUGCUGUUGAAUCUUGGCCUUACAGCGGAUGCCGCAGCAGCCCACGCAAAUGAACCUAGUAACCAACCAGACACUCAGCUUUCUACGUGUGCUACCUACUCGCCUACCUUCUUACUGUCUGCUCUGCCAUUGUUGAACUCCUUCUGCAGUCCGCCCCGGCUUCCUGAUGGUUCUACUGAUUGUCCGGGGCUUGUAUCCGCUAUGGUGAUGAGUCCGAUUGAGUCGGCCUCGAGUUCCGGUGAAGCCUCCAAUGAAUCGUCUGCUGUUGUCGCCAGGCCCCGAGUUUCCCGUUCAGCCACAGGUCGGAAGUCUCGACCCAAGACGUCAUACCAAUUCGCCCAUCCCGCCGCUCAUGCUCGCCACAAGCGGUUGAGGUUUCGUCCUAAGCUCCUCCUGCAGCUACAACAGGUGUCACAAGCCCCUCGGCCGCUACCGGUUGUGGAUGUCCUGCCAUCGACGUCUUACCUGCCAUUAAUAGCCCGCAAGUUCCCGGCCAUCUAUCGGACCAGAAACGGAUUGGGUCCGUAUGACCUGAUCGUGGUGUUGAGCGAACAAUACGACCGGACGGUGGGCAGCAUUCCUGAAAAACGUGUCAGCUCGGAGGAUGAGGACGAAGAUCAUCGCGAGGUAGUUGCCACAAUCUGUCAAAAGUAUCAAGAAGAUGCUCGACUGAAAGGGAAAGCGGAGAUAUGUCUGAAUUUCGGGCCUGUCUGGGAGGCUUCGCCUCUCCCAAGCGGGUCUUACGAGUUUGUCGCCCAGACAGAGAGCGGUGUGCAGAUCAUGCGGUGGGCUUUGCGUGGUGGGAGGAAUCGCCGGAUGACGACGCCAGGGACACAAUCGCGCGAGGACGGCAAACGCUUCACUUUCAGCGUCAUCGAUCCUACCACUCGCCGACAUCCCGUUCUCGCGUCCAUGACUCGAAAUCAGUUAGAAGUCAACGACGAAUACUCCGCGGCUGUUCGGUCCGGCACCGGUCCCACGACUCCAAGCUCAGGAAUGUCGGUCGUGAGUGAUGCCUCGGAUGCAGACACUCCCCUCGAUGGAGGCUCAGUCACUCUUGAUGAUGGACUGCGAACUUUGAUUGUCAUCACCGGCAUCUGGGUCGCCUUCCGUGAGGGAUGGUCAGACAACUUCCGCUACGGCGAUGCGGUCUCUUCAUCCAGUGCAAAGUCGAGUAUGUCUCCAACUUCCGUGAAGUUUACAUCUCCGACGACCGCCAAGAAUGAAACCGACUCUUUCCCGGAUAACGAUGAAGACGGCAAACGCUGCUUGUCGGUUUCCAAUAUCCGCCGUUCCACCACCCCAGCCCCCGUGGAUGGAACCAAAUCCACUAGUUUGUCCAAACGCUCCAACUCCACUGGUGCUGCAUUCAUGGAUCGAGCGAAACGAAGAUCCGCUUCUGGGCUUAGCACUCGCCUGAACCGACACAGUAUGUUCACUGCCUUGGGCGAGAACGGCCGAGAUAUCGUUGUCUCUCGUCCUCCUUCUCCUCACCAACAAUCUGCUGAGGUGGAAGAUUCAUAUCGAGCUGGUCAUCCUAAAGCGAAGUCUCCUGCAAAAGCCCAGCCGGAAACAGAAAAUGUUGGAUCAGAUACGAUGGCAGGUCGAGACCCUGCGUCAAAUUCCCGCAUCAAACAGCAUGGUAGCACCCACAAGAAGAAACCGGAUGCUCCAGCCCCCGAAACUGUCGACUCAACUUCCAACAAGGGCAAGGUUCGCCGCCGUCUCAGCACCUUCUUUGGCAUUUUUCACCGAAAACACGAUACUCAUUGA
Molecule: messenger RNA, 1773 nt
Organism: Penicillium mononematosum
Lineage: Eukaryota; Fungi; Ascomycota; Eurotiomycetes; Eurotiales; Aspergillaceae
Exons: 1
Coding region: 1-1773 (590 amino acids)
Source: RefSeq, a predicted model, not a curated record